Messenger RNA from Cinara cedri, 6826 nucleotides. The record is from the annotation of a GenBank genome assembly. Lineage: Eukaryota; Metazoa; Arthropoda; Insecta; Hemiptera; Aphididae.
AUGACUCAAUUUCUACCGCCCAAUUUGUUGGCGCUGUUCGCGCCGAGGGAUCCUAUCCCUUACCUGCCGCCAGUCGCAAAAUUGCCUCAUGAAAAGAAAACUCGCGGUUACCUGGGCGUUGGGAACUUUAUGGACUUGUUUGAAGUACAUACUUAUAUUUUAAGGAAUAUUUCUGAAUUCAAUGAAUAAUGAUUUUUUUCCCCUCAGGACCCAGAAGAUACACCUCCACCAACGAAAAUUGAAACAAGAGAAGAAAGAUUAGAACGCCGCCGUAGAGAAAAGGCCGAACAAGUGGCAUACAAAUUAGAACAAGAAAUUGCAUUAUGUAAGUAUUUUAUUGUCUUGAAAAUUAUAUGUAUUUAAUCAAAAUAAUCCAAAGGGUAAACCUGAUUAAUUUUAUAUCCAUCAUAUUUAUUCCAGAAUACCUGAUUUUUCCUAUUUAUUAUUAAGAUUUCCUGGAGAUAAUCCAAAAUGUGUAUACUUAUUUCUGUUAGUGAUUUAUCCUUUGCAAUAAUCUCAUAUGUUAAUGAAUCAUUUAUUUUCAUUUAGACUCUCAUAAUUGAACACAUAUUUUUUGUUGUUUUUAGGGGAACCUCAUUCGGUGGCAAAUGCUACAACAGACCCAUUUAAAACAUUGUUUGUUGCUAGAAUUGUAAGUUAUUUUUAUUUUCUAGUUUUGAAUGUUUUAAUUUAUUACUCUUAAACACUUAAUAGCUAGUACAAUUUUUCAAAUUAAAAAUAUGAAGAAUUAAAUUUUUAUAUUGAAAUAUAAAUAAUUAUCUGUAGGUAUAGCAUUUUUAAAUUUAACUUUAUUACCAGCAUUAAAUAUUGUCAAUAUUGAUAGACUUGUAAGAGAUUUGGAUGUAAUUAUUCGAAGCAAGUGCAUUUAACUUUGAUAUCAUGAAUUUCUGAUUUUUAAAUAACGUGUUAAAAUUUGUGGACAUCAUUAUUGGCGAUUGUGGCAAAAGCCAUCGCUAUGCAAGAUUCAUGCCAGACCUGUGAGAUUUUAAAAUCAGUUAAUUUUAAAUAAUUAAGAUACCCUAACAUUUCUAAACUGAUAUCCUUGAAGGGAAAAAAAUGUUCUAAGUGUAAAUCUAAUCUUUGAUUUGCGAGUCUGUACGUUUAGCUACCUUUAAAUAGAGGUAGGUAGUACCUCUAUUUAAAAUGUUAUGUCAAACUUUUAAAAAUAUAAUUUUGGCUGUUUUAACUUGUGUGAUAUUCCGCGUAUUAUUUAUUAUGUAUAAUAGUGACUAACAGUCUUCAAAUUGCUAUAACAAAAUAAUGGUUACUACAAGAAAAAAUUAAAUUUGUAAAAGACAUUGUAAAGUGAACAUUAGCCAAAUACCAAAAUGGUAAAAUUAUGUAACUUCAAAAUUGAAAUAUAUUGACAUGUGUUUAAUUUUUAUGUCAUCCUCAAUACCACAUUUUUAAUUUUAAGUUAAAUUGAAUAAAAACGUAAAUGUUUAAAAAUAAUACACCCUCUAAUUAAGAUACUUUUUUAAUCAAUAUAUCUUUUACCUUAAAAAUUUGAUGUUCUUUAUGAUUAAACCAUUAAUUAUAAUUUAUAUUUAUUUGUAUUUGUAUUUUUAAUUUAGAGCGUAGUGAGAGAUUAAUUGAUUUUACUUAGAUGUGUGCUUUUUUUUUUCUGUAUAAGCAAUUUUUUGAAAAGAAAUCUUGCUCCAAUGUACAAUGUAUAUUACCUUUCUGAAAGGAAAUUUUGUCUAGUUGGUGUAUUAGAAAGUCCAUUUUUUGAUUUUUCAAGAUUUUAUAUGUUCUUAAAUUUGAACAUAAUUGAAAUAUUCAUUAUUAAUUCUCAGCAAACAUGAUGUGCGGCAUGAAAAAAAUAAACAUUUUUACAUGUUUUCAAUUUCCAUUGAAAUCAUGUCUAUACAAUAUGUUAUUUUCUUAUUUGUUUAAUAAAAAAGUAAUAAUAAAAUUUAAUUUCAUCAACUUAUACCAGAGCAUUAUUUAUAUUUUUCAGAUAUCUAUAAAUAAAAUGAGAGCUGCAACAAAAAAUUAUUGUUUCCAUUUCUGUCAUUUAAAAUUUAAAAUACAUAUUUAUUACUAAAUAUGUGUACAAUCAAAUAUAAAGUAAUUUAAGGUUGAUGUAAAAUUUUAAAUUACCAACUUAAAUUGUUUACAUAUAACAAUAAGUUAUACCAAAAUGUUAAAAAAUAAACAUUAAAAACUUUAAUCCCUUUGAGAUAUGUAAAUGAGUUGACUUACCCUACCCAAAAUUUAUAAUGCAUCUAAUAAAAUUCUGAGACCGCAAAUUAAAAUAUUUUUCAUUUAUUUUUAAUUCCUAUAGCUAAGGGUUAGGUUUGGUACUACCACAUUUUAAUAUGUAUUCCAGCUUAAAAUAACAUUUUAUUUUACUGAUGAAAAAAAACUAAUAUCAAUAUAUUUUAUUUUAAUAUUUAUUUCAGAACUAUGAUACUUCUGAAUCAAAAUUGCGUAGAGAGUUUGAACUUUAUGGUCCAAUCAAAAAGGUAUAUAAUUUAAUUUAGAAAUUUUAAGCAUUUUAAAAUUUGUAUUAACUCAGGUCCUCUUUAUUAUAAUGUUAAAUAGAUUGUUGUCAUACAUAAUAAGAUUGAUGGUAAACCAAGAGGUUAUGCUUUCAUUGAGUACGAAUAUGAACGCGAUAUGCAUUGUAAGUAAUCAAGAUUUAUAUUUUUUUUAAUUUUUCAAAAUUCAAUUCAGUGAUUUCAAAUGGCGAAUGUUAAGGUCAAGUUCAACUAAACUAGUAAAUUUGUUUUUUUACCAAUCCAUGAAUAAAUUGCAUUUUUUUAAAAAAAAAAAUGUAUGUAGGUAUUAGAGUAAACAAUUUCAAAUAUGUAUUUACAUGUCUCUUUUUAACCCAUGAAGGCUUUCAUGUGCUUUCAAUGUGCUUUUAAAACUAACUGGUUUUUCCAUUAUGAUAUUUUGUAUUGUCAUUUAUCAUGGUGUCUAAAUAUUAUAUUAAUUUUGUUAAUUUUUCCAUUUAUAGUCAUAAUUUACGAUCAAAGCUGAGCCUGAAAAUUAUUUUUAAAAACAUGGACCUUUAUUUUGAUUGUUUCGCUAGUUUCCAUAUAAAAACAUAGUAUUUAAUAAAUUGUAUAACGGCCAAAUAAUAAGAUCAAUAAUGUUUUAUAUGUGUACUUUUUAUAACUAUUAAAAUGAUAAUUAUUUGCAAAGUAAUUAAUUAAGUAUUUAAAAAUAAUAUUAAGUAGUGAAUGUUUUUAAUGUUAUCAUAUGGUAACUUGAUUUAUCUACAAAACUAGAUCUAAAAAAAAAAAAUUGUACAUCAUUACUACUUUGAAAAGGAUACCUAGGAAAAUUUUAAUAAAAAAAAUUACACUGACAUCAGAAUAAACCUGUUUGUUUUUAUUAAAAAAGUUAUAGAAAAUUAAUUUUUUUACAAAUAAAUAUUGAUUGUUUUUGAAUCUAAAAUAUAAAAUAAUAAAUUAUUAGUUAUUCAAGUAUAAUUACAAUUAUACUUAAAUUCUAAAAAUUAAAAAUAUCACAAUUUCAAAAUAAUUAUUAUUAUAGGUAAUAUAUUAUGUAAAAUAAUCCAAAUGACAUGAAUUCAUAUUAAAUACAAAAUAAAAAACUAUAAUAAUUAUAGAUAGAUAAGUAGAUAAUUCUUUAUAUGUUUCAUAUAAUAUAUUCAAUAUCUGUAUACUAAAGUAAUAGGUUUAAAAAAAAGGCAAUUUUUCAUAGUGCAAUAAAACAAUUUACUCCUAAAUUUGUUCAAAUACACACAUUUAAAAGAAUUAUUUUAUUAUCUUAUUCAAGAUCUGAAUACUCGCCAAUUUUGAAAACAUAUUUUUAAAAUACUGGUUUCUAAACAACCCUUGCGCGUACUUCUAUAAAUACAAUGUUCUUAUAAAUUCAAAAAAAAAAAAAAAAAUUCUGGUACAGUUUUAAUAAUUGUAUUUUGUUCUUGAUGCAGUGAACUGUGAAGAGCUCGUUGAUUGGAGCUUCUUUAAUGACCCUGUGAUUAUACGUAGACGACUUUGUUGAUAAUAGGUUUGUAUGUGUGGUAAGCCCAACAUACAAAUUACAAAAUGAUUAAACCCAUUUUAUCUACAGUUUCCAAUAAUUUUCUUACGUACAAAUUACUCUUAAAUGUACAUAACUUAUUUCUGUAACUCAUAAUUUACGGGUAACUAAAUAUAAUUUAAUUUAAUUUUUUUUUAAUUCAAAUUCUUGAUUUCUCUAAACUAAAAAAUAAUAUAAUUCAACUUCUCCAUACAUUAUUUUAAUUACAAAAAAUGAAAACUUAUAGGGCAUUAUACAUCAUAGGGAAAUUACAGAAUAUGGUAAACUGUAAUGUUAUUUGAUUAAAUAAUGGUAUAUUUUUAUUUUAUUUUAUUUUAUUCUUCCGAGCAUGAUUUAUGCAAAGGUAAGAUAAUAUGAAAUUGGUGGAAGAAAACACGAUAUUUUUUUAUUUCAUUUACAUAUUCUUUUUAUUUUAUUUUAUUUUACUGGGUAAUAAUUAUGCGCCCAUUAUGUAAGUAUUGGCGUCCCAGGUAAAGUAAAAAAAAAAAAUACCGACAAAUUUUGGAUUCACUUGGCAUUUCAAACUGCGCUAAAAAAACAAUCUGGGAAAUAGCAAAUAAGUAUUGUUGGUAGGUACUUAAAUAUUUGUUAAUAUCUUAAUUUUUCUAUGUGGGUAUUACAUUUUUAUUUUGAUGAGGUUGGUAAGGCCUGGUUCCAAACAGUUUUAAAUUUGUGUCAAUCUAUUAAUACAUUUCAUUCAAUUAUUAGUUAAAUAUUUUCAUUUAAAUAAUAGAAUCGGGGUGGGUAUUCAGUAAUUCUCAUCAAGAACAACAACGUUUUUUUUACACAAUCGUAGUUCAAUCUAAUUGUUUUCCCCCAAUAAUAUUUAUUAUAGCUGCAUAUAAACACGCUGAUGGAAAGAAGAUAGAUGGACGCAGAGUGUUAGUUGAUGUUGAGCGAGCACGUACUGUCAAAGGAUGGCUUCCAAGAAGAUUAGGUAACAUUUUUAUUAGUUUAUCAGAUUCUGAAAAUGAUUGUAUUAUGUUACUUAUUAAUCUUAAUGUAUUGAAUUUAUAUUUGUUUUAAUCUAGGAGGUGGAUUAGGGGGUACAAGACGUGGUGGACCAGAAGUCAAUUUGAAACAUUCAGGUAGGGAAGAUAAUGAACGAGAAAGAGAAAGGUAUGCCCGUGAAAUGGCUGGUAGUCGUUCUGCACGUAGUGUAACAAUGGAAAGAGAUCGAGAACGUGAUUAUCGUGAUCGAGACAGAGACCGUGAACGUGAAACAAGACGUCCACGUAGUAGAGAUCGUGAAAGAAAACGUCAUCGUUCUAAAUCGUAUGUAUUAAAUAUAUUUAUAAUAAACAUAUAUAUAUUUACAUGCAUAGUGGAUAUUUUUAAUACAACUGGAUUACAGCAAAAAGUAUAUAAUACAAAUUAAUCUGCCUGUCCUGGCUAAUGUUUUGAACCAUUAAUCAAUCAACUGAAUUAAAUUGCUUUCGUUGAAUUCCUGGUACACCUAAAUUAAUUUAGUUACACACAAUUCAAAGUAGAAACAGGUAUUCAAAAAUUUUAAAUUUAUAAAAAUGUGUAGCAAAAUAAUACAAAUCUCAGUCAAUCUUAGAAAUCAAUAGUCAUAUUAUUUUAACUGCAUAUGAUUCAGUUAAAAUUUAAAAACAAAUUAAUUAUACCAGUUUUUUUGUUUUUGUGUAUUUAUAUAUUAUGUACAGCAAAAACAAAAACUGAAAAGUAAUAAAUACUUCAAUCUAUAUUGAAAUUUUUAUCUGUAACAUUUUACUUUUUUGUAUUAAAAUAAAUUGCAUUAUAAUUUUUAUAAUUGAAUAAAUCAAAUUAUUAGACGUUCACGUGAACGUAAAAGACGACGUAGCCGAGACCGUGCUAGGGAUGUGGAUUAUGACGAAGUUGAAGAAGUCCCUGUUACUAAGUCUAGAGAUAAGGAUCGUGAUCGUGAAAGAAAAAGAAAGCGUAGUCGCUCUAGGGACCGUGACCGUAAGAAGGACCGUAAAGACAGAGAACAUCAUCGCCGUGACAAGUAAAAUUUCUUUUGCCUUUUUUUUAUCAUAAAAACUGAACUAUUUUUAUUUCAUUUCUGUUUUAGAAGUAAAGAUCGGCGUGAUAAACAUGACAAAGACAAUUCUGAACGUGAUGAAAAAGUUCAUAUUAAACAAGAACCUGUAGAUGGUCAGUAUUCUUAUUUAAAAUUUAACUGACUUACUUCCUAUAAUUGAAGUGUAUAUAUAUUUUUUUUUUUUUUUCUGGUCAUUUGAUUAUAAUAUAUCAGUAUCAUCUAAUAACUUUCAAUAAGUGUACCUUAAACUUGAUACUUAUCUAUGCUUCAAAGUAAAACAAAAAUCCUUAUUCUCUACAUGUGAAUGUGUGGGGUAAACAUUUUCCUUAAACGACACAGUUGUCUUUGAAAUAUAAUUUUAGCUCACUGAUUAAAUAAAACAAUUUUCGAUUUGCUGAUAAAAUUAGGUAAACAUAUAAAUAUCCUUAUAUAAAAUAUUUAGUGGGGUACUUUAUCUAUAUUUUCUUCAAGUGACCAAUAGAAUAUUAAAACUUUUUAUCUAAUGUUUACAAAGUCAUUAUUUAUAACUGUUAAUAAUUAUUUAUUUUAUUUUUAGAUUAUGAUAAUUAUGACAAUUACAACGAAUAUGACAAUUAUAACAGUGCCCAUGAAGAGUAUGAUCCAGAUAUGGUUAAGAAAGAAGAACCAGAUGAAGAAAAUGCCAAUGGUAGUCGUUAUAGAAAUUCUUAUUAUCCAAAACCUGAACACAGUGGGGAAGAUUUUAAUGAGAAUGGACAAACAGAUAAUUAUGACGAAUAA